Messenger RNA from Nasonia vitripennis (jewel wasp), 15773 nucleotides. RefSeq names its product chromodomain-helicase-DNA-binding protein 7 (gene kis). The coding region runs from base 549 to 15122 and encodes 4857 amino acids. The transcript has 24 exons. Gene Ontology annotation, molecular function: ATP binding; ATP-dependent chromatin remodeler activity; protein binding. The record is from RefSeq and is a predicted model, not a curated record. NCBI's taxonomy places the organism in Eukaryota, Metazoa, Arthropoda, Insecta, Hymenoptera, Pteromalidae.
CUUUCACCUCUCUCUCUCUCGCUGUACACGCGCAUAUAUAGAUAUAGACGCCCAUGUACUCGUGCCGCAGCCGCCGCUGUUGGCCGCGCGUGGAUAUAUCGUAGGACACUCGGUUGUAUACUCUCUAGUCGGCUCGUGCGUGCGGUUGGACAGCAGAGCAGAGAGUUCCGGAGGCGCGCGGGGCGACCUUGGUGCGGAAUCGCGAGGUGAAAAGUGACGCCGCCGUACGCCGCCGCCGCCGCCGCCGCCGCCGCCGCCGCCACCGCUAGCAGCGCUCGCAGGGAAAAGGGAAUAUCGAGCCGUCUCGGGACACACAAGCGUGUAUCCGUGCGUGAACACGAGAAGAGAGCGGCGUGACUGCGUCGGCAUCGCUCCACUCCGCAAGACAAGCUUCUCCCGAUUAUUAACGUUGCGAACUUAGCAUCUCUAUACACACAGCAGGCGACAUAGAGAAGAACCAAUAAUGGGGAAGCUAGCGAUAAGAGAAACAAUUGUUCGAUACUCCCACAAGCCCGAGAAGGAGGCGAAAACGAGUGCAGCGUAAAGACAUGGACUCGUACGACCUAUUCGGCGAAGAUGUCAGUGGAUCGAUGCUCGAUGCUCUUCCUGAUCUUGGGGGGAAUGAUCACUUUGACCCGACAAACCCAAGCAACUCCGUUGUAGGAUCGAGAGAUGCUCCGAAUCCUGGUGGCCCAAAUGGACCAGGGAGCAAUUACAUUAGCCAACCUUACGGCAUUACUCAAGAGUCGCCCUUGCAGAAAUUAACGUCUUUCGGUGGAUCUGAUUUUGGAGCCGCGAAUCCAUUGCAGAGCCCGGCGGCGGCAGCUGCAGCGGCAGCAGCGGCGGCAGCAGCCCAACAGCAGCAGCAGCAGCAGCAGCAGCGCAACAUGUUUAACCAGAAUUUGAGCAGCUUCGAGCCGGGUCCCGGGCCCGGACCCGGGGGCGGUACCGGUGUGCCCGGCGUACCCGGCGUACCCGGCGUACCCGGCGGUCCCGGCGGCGGUGGACCUGGCGGCGGUCCUCAGAGAGGCAGCGGAAUGCCUCCCGCCGGUUUUCCCGGGCAGUCCAGGGGUAUCGGCCCACCCCAGGGAGCCGGACCACAGCAGCGCGGCCCACCCCAGCCGCAGGCCCAGUACCCGGGCCACUACUCGGACAACAUGUACUCGAUGGAGCAGCAGCAUCCCAUGGCUAGAGCUGCCAACAUGCCCAUGGAGCCGAGCAUGCAACCCUGGCCUGGUCAGAGUAAUGCCUAUCCUCAGAUGCAGAGGCACUACAAUCACAUGAUACCACAGCCAGGGGGCUACCGACAGCACAUGCCCCAGUAUCCUCAUCAGCAGGAGCAGCCUGGUAUGAACCAGAAGCUCGCCCAGCAGCAGCAGCAACACUUUUCCUCUCAGCAGGGCAUGAUGAGUGGUAUGGGUGUGCCACAUCAGUCUAUGCAGCCUGCUACCUCUGGCAAUGCUUACCAGCAUAUGGUGGGGCAGCAGCAGCAACAGCAGCAGCAGCAUUAUCAGCAGGCCAGCAACACUGCGUCUAUGUAUAGCUCUUCGAGCUACCUGGGCUUUGGACCCUCGAUGCACCAGCAGCAGCAGCCACAACCACCUCAGCAACAAUCGCAGAGGAUGCCACCGCAUCACCAUCCGUCCCAUUCGACACAUCAGACUCAUCCCUCGCAUCAACAGUACCCACCUAUGGGUCAACAUGCCCAGCACACACAGCAUUCGCAGCAUGCACAGCAUUCACAACAUGCGCAACCACAUCCUGUGCCUCAACAGUCACAGCAGCCAAUAGAUCCGCAGUAUCCUCAUCACACUUCACAAAUGUUUAAUCAACCUCAACAUCCAGGGCCUACGCCACAAUACGGUCCUGCAAAACAUGCAACAAGCCCACAAUAUAGGGCAGCUUUCCCUCAACUAUCUCCACAAAUGUCUCCCAGACCUCAGAUGUCGCCGCGACCUCCCGCUGUACAACAACAAAUGUCUCCAAGGCCAAUAAUGUCCCCGGCCAAGCCAAGUACACUAUCGCCUCACCCUCACGUGCAGCAGAUGCCUCAUCAGCAGCAACAGCAAUCUCAACCAGUGUCCGUCUCUCCUUGUCCACCGACUUCAAUGCCGAUGAGCUCGGGUUCCUCGACACAACAAACGACACUACAAGCCCUCGAACAGAUGGUCAUACCAGGCGUCGCGAAUCCUAACACUCCAUCACAGGACUAUGGCCAGUACCAGUCUCGACCGCCACCAAUGUCUCAUGCGUCAAAUACGUUGCCGCAGCCACCUGCACAAAAUCCCAUGGGUUCAAUGGCGGGGGCGGGGCCGCGAAUGCCAAUGCCUACACAAUGGCCACCGACGCCACAUCAACCACAGCCUCAACCCCAACCUCAACUGCAACCGCCAAUACCCCAAGCAGCGCAAAUCAGGCCAACGAUGAGCUUGAAUGACGGUCGAAGCAUGCUGGACACGCAUCAGCAGCAGCAGCAGCAGCAACAACAACAACAACAACAGUCUUUACCACCUGCUGUAUCGGAACCAAGUAAUUCGCUUUAUCCCAUGAGUGGAAACGAAAACAUCCACAACGUAGUUGAGGCAACGAGAGAGCCCACCGAAAUCGUUCAACCUUCCGUGCACUCUCUGUCACAUCCGCCCUCGGUAUCGGAUACCGACAUUUCGGAUCAAUCGUUAGGACACCAACAGCAACAUCAUCACCAUCUUCAUCAGCAACAAAUGCAUCAACAACAACAACAGUUGCAACAGCAGCAGCAACAGAUGCAACAACAACUACUCCAUCAACCACAUCAACAGCAAUCAAGUCAAUCAAGUCAGUUACUGAACAAUCAAGAUUUAAUGACUCAUCAGCCAAGGAAGAGUCCACUACAUAGCAGUCCUCAAUUUAAUGCCUCCUCAGAAUCUUCUUCGAUCACUGGAGGUCACAUGGAGCCUGUGCAAUCUUUGCCUGCUUCUAGUACAAGCAAAAGUAUUGAAUGCGGUAAUGUGUCGCCAAUACUUCAACAACAGCAACAGUCCAUCGUUAAUUCGUUGUCAUUGCCAAGUUCCAUGACUAAUGUAGAGAGCAAAACGAUACCUGAUACACAAAACGUCGACCAGCCAACGGAAAUACAAUCUGCUCAACAACAGCAACAACAUCAACAACAGUUGCAACCUCAGCAGCAACGAUCGGUAUGUUCAUCUCCUCCGAACUCUCAACAACCAUCCAUUAGUCAAUCGCAAUCUCCGGUACCUCAAGCUAAUAUGGGACUAGGAAUACCCACGUCUCAAACAAGUCAAGCUCAAAUUGGUCAAAUUGCCCAGUCCUCUCAACAACCGGCAUCUUCAGCAGUUCCUACUGGAAUAAGUGAUCUUGAUCAAGUGCAAAAUAUUCCUUCACAGCAAUCCCAAUCAACAACGCAGGCCGCCCAAAUAACACAGCCCCAGACUGCGGCGCUGGAACAGUCUCCCACACAGGCUGUCUUGCCGUCACAAGCACAAAGUCAAUCUCAAACCUACACAUCGCAAACUCCGCAGGUAAACGUAUUAUCACAGAGUAAUACUACGGCCACUGCUCCAUUGCAACAGCAGCAGCAGCAAGUGCCCACUCAGCCACAGAUUCCCGAUCAAUCGACACAAAUUCAAUCUUCGAGUCAGGUUGCAAAUCCAAUAUCGCAGCCGGCUCAAGCGCAGGGUGGUCAAGUUCCAAAUCAAUCGUCACAAGUUGAAUCCUCGAAUGAAUUAUUGUCCAGUCAUACGAAUCAAUCGGCAAGUCAAUCGCCCCAGACUCAAAUUCCAGAUCAGUCGUCUCAAGCUCAGAAUCAGAUUGACCAAUCGCAAAAUCAGGUGUCGAGCCAAGUACCCAGUCAACCAGCUCAUACUCCAAGUCCGGCUAGUACUGUUGCAUCAACUGGAGUUGGCGAAGCGACGCCACCAGCUUCCCAGCAGCAACUGACGACGACUGCUCAAAGUAAUAUAUCGGCCACAACAAUUGCAAGUACGGAGUCGACUGUUUCGUCUGGGCAAACUAAUUUUGGAGAUUAUAACAAAACUAACAAUGUAUUUUCUGCCGAUACGAUCGCUGGAUCCCAGCAGCAGCAACAACAGACCCAAUUGUAUCCGCCAAGCGAUCCCAACGCUGUAAUUAACAGCACGGCCAUGACCAAUAUAAAUUACAUGUCACCGACUAGCACUCCGACGUCUAUUACGGCCGGAUUUCCAAAUCCACUUGCUCCAGUGACUCAUCAUCAAGAAAGGGCCGCUCUGCAGCAACAACUGCAGGAAUUGUAUUGCAUGCCGCCGACGCCGGAGAUUCAAGAAAAAAUCGUUAACUUGCAAGAAAAACUUCAAGCUCUUCAACAGCAUGAAACGACCGAACAGUGCAAUGGUGGAGCGCAGUGUAUUCUGCAAACUCCAUUAUUUACUUCGCCACCAGCAGUAGUAGACAGCCCGCAAGUAUCAAGCACAACUGGCAGAGGCCGAACCAAAGCUACAUCGAGAUCGAAAAAGAAUAGAAAGAAAGCUGACAAGGAAGCUGUCGCUCCAAUUGUCACGCAACCGUUGACACAGACUGAGCAACCCGUUUCUGACAACCUAGUCACUCCAGGAGAUAGCAGUAAUAUCGUGGACAGCGUGACAGAUUCUGCUGAUGACAUGAAACCCUCUUCUGGUGGUGAUGUGGAGGAAGAAUGGUCAACUAAAAGCAAAAAAUCAAGACCCCCAAGAAAACCACGAAAGCCAAAAGAACCGAAGGAACCUAAAGAAUCAAAAACCAAGAAGGAGAAAGAGACAAAAGCUAAGGAGCCUAAAACUUCUAAAGAGGUCAAAAGCAAGAAGAAGAAGGACAGCAAAGAAACGACACCCAAGCGCAAUAGAAAAAAAGCCAAAUCGGAAUCUGGAGACGAUGACUCCAAGUGUGAAAAUGAAGAUCUUGCAGUAUCUGAUUCAACUGCUAUCAAAGAUUCAGAAAAAAAUUCGAGUAACUUGUCGCUAGAUGAAGACAAUGAACAAGUAGAUUCAUCAACUACAGAACCAUUAGUAACAGAAACUAAAGAUGAAUCUAACGAGAAAUCGGAAUCUGAAAAAACUACUGACGAUGGCGAAAAGAAAGAGACACAAGAUGAGCAAGUAACGGAUACUCCUACACCCGCUAAGAAAAAAACUCCUAGUCGGAAAAGGCCUAGCAAAAGUUCUUCCUCUAAAUCUUCAAGAAGUCCGAAAAAACGCAAGAGUCGCAUUGCACCUGAUUCGGAUGGCGAAGAAUUAGCUGCGACACCACCGCCGUCACCGGAAGCUGACGACAAUAAAAGACGUUCGGCAAGAAACACUCACCGAAAAAAAUACGUUGAUGAUGUUAUGCUUCGCUUUUCUGAUGAUGAAUUGCCCAAUCAAGACUCUCAAGGCAAAAAGACGGAUGGCAGUAACGCAACAAAACCAAUGUCUGAUAAAAAGCCCACUGAAGGAGGUGAUAUAGGGCCAAACAAACCAAAUUUUGUAUACAUUAAUACUACUGAUGAAGAUUCAAUGGUCGUUCAACAUAUUUUGUGCUCGCGAAUGGGAAAGCGAGAAGUCAAGCCAGAACCUCCAGUGUCAGAAGUAAAAACAGAAAAAUCUGAAGAUGAUGCUGCAAAGGAGAAUGCAGAAAAGAAAGAUGAGUUGGAUAAAUCAAAAGAAGAAUCUGCGUCUGAUACAGGAAAAGAAAGCGCUAAUAAAGAAAAAUCUGAAAACAUCGAUUCCGAGAAAGAAGCUGUGAAAGCUGACGACGAUGUUGUAGCAAAAGAUGACGACAAAGAAGAGAAUGCAGAUGCAGUUGAAACAACAGAAAAACAUCAGAGUAAUAUAGAAAAUGAAAUGAGUGCUAAAAAAGAGGACCUGAAAGAAGAAGCAAAGACGGAUGACAUGAGUACUGAGAUAAAAUCAGAAACAGAUGAGAAUAAAACCGAGAAAUCUACAAGUGAUGAAAAGAACGAGGAAAAUGAUACUGAUGAAACUAAUAAGAGUUUACUUCCCAAAGUAGAAUCGACUAUUGCAUCUGAUGGAAAACCACAAAUGGUUGAAGUUGAAGAGUACCUUGUCAAGUAUAGAAAUUUUUCUUAUUUGCAUUGUGAGUGGAGGACAGAAGAAGAAUUGUAUAAAGGUGACAAACGUAUACAAGCUAAACUAAAGAGGUUUAAACAGAAAAUGCAGCAAAGUACAAAUAUAUUUGAAAACACUGAAGAUGAUCCGUUUAAUCCUGACUUUGUAGAGGUUGAUAGAGUUCUAGAUGAAGCUAUACACACCGACCCAACUACUGGAGAAACUGUCAGGCACUUCUUAGUAAAAUGGAGAUCUCUUCAAUAUGAAGAUUCAACUUGGGAAUUGGAAGAGGAUGUUGAUCCGGAAAAAAUUGAGCAAUUCCAUAAAUUUAAUAAGCUACCCCCGAAAGAUCAAUGGAAGCCCAAGAAAAAACCAAUGCCAUCCCAGUGGGUGAAAUUGGACGAAUCUCCAGUUUAUAAAGCUGGAAACAGUUUGAGACCAUACCAAUUGGAAGGAUUAAAUUGGCUUUUAUUUUCGUGGUAUAAUAACCACAAUUGCAUUUUAGCAGAUGAAAUGGGUCUAGGCAAGACGAUUCAAUCUUUGACAUUUGUAAAUGAGGUAUACAAGUAUGGUAUUCGAGGACCAUUUCUUAUAAUUGCUCCUCUCUCAACCAUUCCUAAUUGGCAACGAGAAUUUGAAGGGUGGACUGACAUGAAUGUAAUCGUUUAUCACGGAUCAGCUGCAAGUCGGAACAUGAUAUCUGAUUAUGAAGUGUACUACAAAAAUGACAAGGGUCAACAGAUAAAAGAUCUUAUCAAAUUUAAUGUUCUUAUAACGACUUUUGAGAUUAUUAUUACUGAUUUCAACGAACUUAAAGGAUAUAACUGGAGACUAUGCGUCAUAGAUGAAGCUCAUAGGCUGAAAAAUAGAAAUUGCAAAUUACUUGAGGGUCUUAGGCAAUUAAAUUUAGAACAUCGAGUCCUUCUGUCUGGAACACCAUUGCAAAAUAACGUGAAUGAAUUGUUUUCGUUGCUCAACUUCCUUGAACCAAAUCAGUUUUCUAGUAGCGAAGCUUUCUUAAAAGAAUUUGGUAAUUUGAGCAGUGAAGAUGAAGUGCAUAAAUUACAAGUUCUUUUGAAGCCAAUGAUGCUACGUAGGCUAAAGGAAGAUGUCGAAAAAUCACUUGCUCCAAAACAAGAAACUGUCGUUGAAGUUGAACUAACCAAUAUACAGAAAAAAUAUUAUCGAGGCAUACUUGAGAGAAAUUUCUCGUUUCUUGCGAAGGGAACCACUUCAGCUAAUAUUCCAAACUUGAUGAACACCAUGAUGGAGCUGCGAAAAUGUUGCAUUCAUCCUUUUCUACUUAAUGGAGCAGAAGAUCAAAUUCAACUUGACUAUAAACAUGAAAAGGAAGAUUCUGAAUCUUAUUACCAAGCUUUAAUUAAUAGUUCUGGUAAAAUGGUACUUAUUGACAAACUAUUACCAAAACUGAAAGCUAGUGGUCAUCGUGUUCUGGUAUUCAGUCAAAUGGUCAAAUGCUUGGAUCUGCUAGAAGACUAUUUAGUUUACAAAAAGUAUCCAUAUGAACGAAUAGAUGGAAGAAUUCGUGGAAAUUUGAGACAAGCUGCUAUAGAUCGUUAUAGCAAACCAGAUUCUGAUCGAUUUGUCUUUCUCUUGUGUACCAAAGCAGGUGGUUUGGGAAUUAAUCUUACAGCUGCCGAUACCGUCAUUAUUUAUGACAGUGACUGGAAUCCUCAAAAUGAUUUGCAGGCGCAAGCUCGGUGUCAUAGGAUAGGGCAACAAAAGAUGGUAAAAGUAUACAGGUUGUUAUGCCGUAACACGUACGAACGGGAAAUGUUUGACAAAGCAUCUCUGAAACUUGGAUUGGAUAAAGCCAUUUUACAAUCUAUGAAUACGAGUCAAGGAGGUAAAGAUCCGAGUAAUAAGGCAUUAACUAAAAAAGAAAUUGAAGAUUUGCUGAAAAAAGGAGCUUACGGUGCGAUUAUGGACGAUGAUAAUGCUGGUGACAAAUUUUGCGAGGAAGAUAUUGAUUUGAUUUUAGCGAGAAGAACGCAGAUAAUCACAAUCGAAGCGGAAAAAGGAUCGACUUUCUCAAAAGCUAGCUUUGCAUGCUCAUCAAACAGAUCAGAUAUUAAUAUAGAUGAUCCUGACUUUUGGAAAAAAUGGGCCAAGAAAGCUGAGAUAGACACAACUGAAAGGAAAGAGGAAGAAGAUUUGGUAAUUUCUGAACCUAGACGGAGAACACAAAUAAAACGAUAUGGACAUGAUGAAUCCGUAGUUGAUAUGUCGGAGCUUGAUAGUUCGGCCGAUGAUAGCGAUGAUGAAACUACCGGUGGCGGUUUAACAGGUAGAGGCAAAAAGCGAAGUAAAGACAAAUUCAAUAAGAAAACGCGCAAGUUUUAUGAUGAAUACGUACCUCGCGAAGGCGAAGUGGUCUAUGGUAAUUGGGCUCGCAGCGAAUGCUUUAAAGUGGAACGAGGACUUUUGACUUUUGGCUGGGGUCGUUGGGAAGAAAUUCUAAAACACAGUCAAUUAAGACGAGGAUGGCGUGAAUCUGACCUUGAAGAUUGCGCUCGAGUCAUACUGCUAUAUUGUCUACGUUACUACCGAGGAGAUGAAAAAAUACGAAAUUUCAUAUGGGAUCUUAUAACUCCUCUCGAAAAUGGAGAAAAAGUUAAAACCAUACCUAUGAAUCAACAAGCAACAGCAGGAAACAGUAAUCGAAAUAGUAGACAGCAACAGAAGAAAAAGAGUAGCAGAGUUCGAGAAACGAGAGGUUCAUCUAUGGUUAAUAAUAACGGUCCAAGCGAUCCAAAUCAUUGGAGUCACGCUGAGAAAUAUGAUGGGGAUAUCUUUUUAGAGAGUAAUUAUAAAAAGCACUUGGGUCGCCAUGCAAAUAAGGUACUACUUCGAGUUAGAAUGCUUUACUACAUCAAGCAUGAAAUCAUAGGAGAUCUGGUACAACAUAUCAACGACGGUGUUCACGUCAGUGCGUUGCCGAUAAACCUUCCACAAUUGCCAGAGAAGCCAGUCAAGUGGUGGGAUUCUACAUGUGACAAAUCGUUAGUCGUGGGCUGCUACAAGCACGGCUAUGAGAGUUUCGACCAGAUGAGAAGCGAUCCCUCGCUUACUUUCAUUACGUGCUGUCCUCUCCCUUCCCCGAGCGAGAAACCAAAGGAUGAUUUGACUAUGGAUAUAAGUGAACUUGAAGAAGGAGAAUCCUCGGGAAUGGGCAAAGAUCCCGAUAAAUUUUCAAUGGUUGAUUCACCGUGUGUAUCGAACAAGGGAGAAAAUUCCAAUGCAGAUGCUGGGGCUGCAGGUACUAGUCACGAUGGUUUGGAAAUCAUUGCUGACGACGAAAAGACCUGGCCUUCUGUGGUUGACCUUAAUACACGUCUCAGACGUGUUAUUACAUCCUAUCAGCGAAACAUUAAUAAGAAGGAUGACGUGAAAACAUCGAUUUUGUCCAACAAUGGUAAACUUUCCCAAGACAUGAAACUUGGAAAUCAUCAAGGUACCACUAAUAUGGAACCGCCUUUGAAUAUGCAAAACUGGGAUUUACAAAAAUUGGCCAUGUAUCUACUGAAAAUGGAAAGAAAAGAGAAAAUGGAGCAAAUGGUAAAAGAACGCGAAAGAACGCGCAUUGAAGAGCAAAAGGCCAAGUGGACGAAACGAGAGGAGAGCGAAUUCCUACGAGUUGUGUCCACUUAUGGAGUAAAUUACGAUAGAAAGAAGGCCCAAUAUGACUGGACGAAAUUCAAGAGCUUAGCCAGAUUUGACAAGAAAAAUGAUGCUGAUCUUACGGAAUACUACAUGUCCUUCAGAGCAAUGUGUAAGAAAGCAUGUAGUGCUAAAGUAAACGAUGAUGAUGGUUCGAUGGAUAUUCCAAUAGACGCGCUGAAUCCUAAUAAAGCUAGACAAAUUCUAGAUCGUGUAGAUUUGUUGAGCAAAAUCAGAGAGGAAAUAUUGUCUCAUCCUCACUUGGAGGAACGUCUUUGCUUGUGUCAACCAUCGGGAGAUACUCCUGAUUGGUGGCAACCAGGUAGACAUGACAAAGAGCUUUUACUUGGAGCUGCAAAACAUGGACUCGGACGAACUGAUAUUACAAUUUUGAACGAUCCCGAUUUUUCAUUUUAUAAGAUGCUAGGAAAAAGUUUAAAUCGAGAUAACCAAGUUAAUAAGUCCGAUAAGUCUGAAAGAGCGAUUAAAAUUGAAAACAGGGAAGACAUUUUGAAAUUUGAUAAAGACGAAAUACUAGUUAAACUAGAAAAAGGCGAAGGUACGCUUAAAAUUGAAAAAGUGGGUAUCAAGAAAGAUACAACUGAUAAAAAAUCUGAUGUUGGUAAAAGUCAUGUAGAAUUAACUAUCAUCAAAUCUGAAAAUAAAGUUGAAGAAAAGCAGAUAACUUCUGGAGGUUUAACUAUAACGACAGUUAUGAAGCCUGUAACUGCUGAAAAAGAAGCAGAGCCCGCUAAAAUGGAGGUUGAUGAACAACCAAAGGCUUCCGAAACAGAAGUAGAUCAAACAACAAGCGAAAAGAAUGUUAAUGAAGAAUCUGUUACAAAGGACGAGUCGGAAGCAAGCACUGACAAUAAAGCAUCUACGACAGAUGAAGACAAAGUGGAAAAGAUUGAAACUGACGAAGUCGAAAAGAAAAAUGAUGACCAAGUCAAAGUAAGUGAUAAGCCAGACGCAGUCGAUGACAAAGUUGACAAUCCAAGUGAGAAUGCAAACGAAGACGAGGUAGAAAAAGAUGCGGAAAAGGCAGAAACUAUUGAUAAAACUGACGACAAAGAGUCCGUUAUAGUGGAAACAGAAGAAAGUAAGAAUGAAGAGUUGGAAAAGACUUCAGUUCCUGAUAAAACAAGUUCAGAUGAUAGAGACAAGGAAAAUGAUGAUAAAUCUAAAUUCGAAAUCUCAAAAGAAGAUGAAAAAAUUGCGGACGCUACUCUUGAUGGUGAAACUAUUGACGAUGAUAAAACUGACGAUAUCAAAGAAGAAAAAACUCUUGAAGAGGAUAAAACAGAGCCAGAAAAGGUGGUAGAAGAAAAGUCAGAAAAAGAUUCAGAUAAGCCAGAGGAAAAAGAAAAGGAAAAGGAAAGGGAAAAGGGAAAGGAAAAAGAAAAGGAAAAAGAUACACAAGUUGAAAAAGACUCAGAAAUAGAAAAGGAAACAGAAAAUGAAAAGGAGCAAGAAAAGGAAAAAGAAAAAGAUUCAGAAAGUCAAACAGUAAAAGUAGUCGAGACAAAUCAAGAGAAGCCAACGGUACCUAAACUUGAGGACAAGUGUAGCAUGAAAGCAGCUGAAUUAAAGGCGAUGUUCCCAGAUUUAGAAGUAAUUCAACCAUUAUCACGCUUGACACAAAUCGAUACGUUCGUCCUGAGAGAUAAAGGAAUAGAUUACAAUGAGCCUACAGUGGCGCAAUUGUUGUCGCACAGCUUCCAAUCUUCAAUCAAGUGGCCAAAGGAACAUGCGAUCGAAGCUCGUUUGAUGCACAUCGUUCAUGCUAUUGAGCAUAAAGAAUGGCCAGUAUCAGUAAACUUUACGGCUGGAGAUGAGAUAGAAACAAUUGAUAAAGAGCCAACUGAAAUUAUAACCAUUACUACAGAUCAUGGAAUACCGCGUUCCAUGUCUACGAGUCUAAGCAGUAACAGUGCUAAUAUUAAUCUGAGCAACAUCAUCAGUGGUGCAAGUGGUUCGUCUUCAUCAACUAGUAAUAUUAAUAUUGGUAGUAUGAGCAAUAGCAAUAAUAAUUCAUCUGCCUUGAGGAAACGCAAGAGGCAUAUUGCCAUUGAUGUGGAGACCGAACGAGCUAAGCUCCAUGCACUACUGAAUAGUACGCACAUGGCAUCUCAGCCACCGCCGCAAUUGGGUAAGCCGGCUUUAUCAAGCAGCUCUGCAUGGGAUAUAAAUGAAGAUUUACCAUCUGAUGAAUCUAGACGAUCGGCAUCAUCACAACCACCACCAGCUCAUCAGCAAGCAAGAGCGCCCGCUAUACCUUUUGAUCUCAAGUAUACAAUACCUGGAAAACCAACUAUCAUUCCUGGAACCUCGAGUACUUUGACUCCCAUUGAUUUAUCAUCUGGGUAUACUUCCAAGACCACAUCCGAUACCAGCAACAAAGACAUGAUGAAUGAAGUACAAGAUUUUUCAAUGCCUAGUAAAUCCAAACAACUUAACAGUAAUAAAGGAAAAUUGGAUAGCAUGUUGGACAAGUUCGUGAAAAGAAAAAAUAUCUCUGUGGAAGAGCCAGUCAUAGGAAAAGAGAAAAAGCGAAGAAAACUUGACGAGAUUGUUCAGGGCUUACAAAGAGAAAAAGAACAACAAAGCACUCACUACCCUGAGCAUGGUAAAAAAGGAACCACAAUCACACCCAACGUAACGGUAACUCCAACUUCUGCACCAAUUGGCCUCCCAAACCCUCCUCCUACUUCGCAGAAGCCAUUCUCUAUUACUGUAACAUCGAUUCCAUCUUCAAGAGCUUCUGGCAAUUCUUCCUCAAAUCAGCAGCUGCCACCUCCAUCUCUACAUUCGCACAAAGACAGCUUUUCAGUUUUACUUGCUCAAGCUGAACAACAAAAUCGGGAACUUGUCAAAAAACAGCAACAGCAACAGCAACAACAACAGCAGCAGCACCAACAUCAGCAACAACAACAACACCAUCACCACCAGCAGCAACAGCAGCAACAACAGCAGCAACAAGCGGCAUUUAAUGCAGCGCACUCUUCAUCAAGUAGUCAUAGAAAGAGUUACGAAUCGAUGUUUGCUGAAAUAAACAAAGUCGCCGAGUAUUCUUCAAAGAUCGGUGCUUAUUCACACGAAGCUAAAGUAAAUAAAUGGCUGGCUGAACAGACAGCUCUUACGGAACAACUAAGUGCUGAGUAUCUGAAUGCUCCAAGAAGGAGGAGACCAAGGGUCGAUCCAUCUUUACUGGAUUGGAAAAAACUUACCGGAGAAGAAAAUGUGGCUGUGAUCAACAGGAUUACUGGUAAAAAGGUAACUGGAAGUAAAGCUCCGCAGUUGAAACGACUUGGACAAUGGUUGAUGGAAAAUCCAAUGUUUGACGUCGAUCCAAAGUGGGCAGAACUCGUAAAGGAACGCGGUAAUUUACCGCACGACUUGCAAAAGCGAUUGCCGGGACAAGAAAGAGGCCGUGGUGGCGACAAGGGCAAGAGCCCUGGAAGACCGCCGAUGAUGCCAAGUCCCAACAGUCAACAAUCAGUGAAUCAAGCGAAUCUCGUGGCCACGUCAAUGGCCUCUGGUCUUAAUUUCCCCGGACUAGGCAAUCUCAACAACUCUUUACUCUCGGGAUUGUCGCUCGGAAACUUCGACCCGAAGAACAAUCCACUCUUGAUGCCGUUCGGAGGAUUGCCAAAUCUUGGUGCGCUCGGUGGUCUGGGAAAUCUCGGCAAUCUUGGCAAUCUUGGUAACAUGGGUCUCACCAACUCAUUGUUCGCCAACCUUGCGGGACUCGGUCUGCCAUCGCUUGCUGGCAUGGAGGCUCUAGGUGCAUCGGCCGCAGCAACCUCGGCAACCUCAGCUAGCUCAGCUACUACAAGUGGCCAGGCCGAGACGCACGUCGUUAGCUCCGCAGGUACCCGGAGUAGCAACUCGACAAGCACCAGCAGUACAAGCAAAUCGCGCACAAAAAUGGAGCCGCCGCAGUCGAGCAAUGCCAAAUCCUCGGCUCCGGCUACUUCGACCUCUUCAUCCUUGUCGACAAGCUCGCCGUUUCCCUUCUUUUUCCCGAACCCGGGCCUGCUCUACACGCCCCUCGGGCUAGGCGGCCUAAAUCCUUUCUCCAUGCAACCCGGCAGCGUUUCCUCGGCGUAUGAAAGUCUCGCCCAAUGCGGCCUAUUAAAUCCGCCAAGCUCAGCCGCUGCUGCCGCAGCCGCCGCAGCAGCAGCCGCGGGCUCUGGCUCCGCACGCAAGUCGUCUUCAAGUUCGAGUUCGCGGCACGCUAGGGACGUCGCAGAUGCUCUUAAGCGUGCAGCCAAGGACUCCGACAAGAAAUCUCGCUACGCGUUAGAUCCUGCCGCACUCAGCUUGCAGCAGUACACAGAUGCAGCCCUGCAUGCAGCUGUUGCAGCUGCCGCCGCCGCGACUGCUGGCUCAUCGGACGAUCGUCGUCGCACCACCGAGAAGAAAUUGCACUCGUCACAACAACCACAAACCGAGACAAUUGAGCUAUCCGAUAUCGCCGACCUAUCGGCGCGCAUCGAGCGCAAAACCAAGGAGCAAGAAAUGAAAGAGGCCCUUGAGCAGCUGAGCAAGACCAGCGCCGAACUCUUUACUAGGAACUACGAGCAGCAGAUAUCGCAAAGCAAGCGGUUGCGCAGCCCCGAGAGGCAGGUGCCGCCUUCGCUCGAGGUUACCCUUGAGCCAAUCGUCAAGAAGUCGCGACAAGACUUGACAAAGCAGCAAGAUUCUGCGUCGCUGCCUCCACCUCUGACUCGACCUCCUUCACGGCCGUCAGCCCCAACGAGCUACCGAUCCUCUCGAUCUCCAACGCCGAAAAUCGAUCACAUCUCUGAGUUGACGGAGGUUGCUGCGUCCCGACCGAGCCCCUCCUCGACUCCGACUCCAAUACCGCUAUCGCCAUCCUUGACGAUAACGCCAACGACGGUGGCCGCAACGACGGCUACAACAGCAGCAGCUAGUGCCUCGUCGAGCCAAGCAACUUUGUCGGUUUUAGAACCGAGCUCAAUGAAAGCGUUGAGUCCUGAGCCUACUGCCUCGCUCAAUACGUCGAACAACAGCAUUCACAGUGGCAGCAGCAAGGACUUAAACGAGUCCGGUUCGUCUCAGCCAGCAGCCGCAGAAGAGUCUCACUCAUCGCCCACGCAAGGAGCUAAUUCCAAGUUUGCCGAGGGUGCCGCCAAAGCUCCCAGCAGUACCGAUGCCGAAUCUGACGAUAGCAAAGCCUGCAGUAAAAGUAAAAAGGCAAGGGGCGCUAAGCGCCUGAAUCCCGAGCCGCCGGUUGAAAGGAAAAAUUUGCGCUCCAGUGCUGGUAGACAAGCUAGAGCAGCAGCGGAAAGACAGGCCCGUAGCCUAAUCGAGGGAGAACAGCAGCAGCAGACUGAACAGCAGGAAGCGAGCGAUUAAUUUGCUGCGACCAAUUGCGCAUCGAGUGCUCCAAUCGGAACUUUUUAGUCUGAUUCAUAUUACGAUUAGUACUAGCUUUUUAACAGUGAUCCACCGAAAUGGAAAAUAGACUUUUAUCAAAAAAAAAAUAACGCGCGCGUACAAGUGAUUCUUGAUCUUUGCUAAGAAAAACUUCAAAUAACAUAGUGAAAUGAAUAUUUAAAUAAUUAAAAAUAAAUAAAAUAAAUGAGCGUGAUUAACAGGACACAGAGUGAAACAAACGCGUGAUAUCCACAGACAAGGGCAGGCAAUAUUAAUUUGUGAUGUAAUCCUUCAUGUGGUAAUUAAUUCUUUAUUACAUAACGUCACAAUGACGAAAUAUAAUUUUGUUAAAUUUACUAUCCUUUUUCGAUCAUAUUGGUUUUCACCAGGGACUGUUUUGUAUAACUGCUGCUAUAUACAUCAACUACCUUACGCAUAAUAAUGUAUAAUCAUAGUAUGAAACACGUAAAUUAGUAAUAACCUGUUAAACGAAACUGUAAAUACUAUACAAUUCGCCUAGAUAUUAUUGUAAGAAAAAAAAAACGUGUACUUGGAAAAGUGUAUAUAAUGCAGUGUACUUUGAAUUAAAUAUUAGGUGAAAUAAUAAAUGGCUUCUUUUGUUGUUUGCAA